This is a messenger RNA of Epithele typhae, 2304 nucleotides long. RefSeq lists its product as uncharacterized. The transcript has 5 exons. Bases 1 to 2304 code for a protein of 767 amino acids. NCBI's taxonomy places the organism in Eukaryota, Fungi, Basidiomycota, Agaricomycetes, Polyporales, Epitheliaceae. The record is from RefSeq and is a predicted model, not a curated record. Gene Ontology annotation, molecular function: hexosyltransferase activity. Gene Ontology annotation, cellular component: membrane.
AUGUCCUUCAUUCGUGACCUUUUUGCCCCUUCCACUUCCUCCAAUGUCCCCCUCACGAACAUAAUCCCCGCAUCCGACCAGGACUACUCUGGGAUCUCGCCGGAAUGUCCACCCACCGUCCCUUUGUUACCGUCCCGCUCCACCCCUCCCGGCCAACCCGCUCCCCCAUACGACGAGGAUGAAGAGGAUCUGAACGUCCUCGCCCCCCGCUCAACUCAUAACAGGUCGCGUCUCUACCCCCCCAGCCCCGCCGAAACAUCCCUCUCCGCAUGCUCGUCCGUGACGAACACCCCAACCCCCUCGCGAGCGCCCUCCCCAUUCGCGUCCUACUAUUCCGGCACCUCUUCAUCCGACUCCGACUCCGAUGACGACGAGGCCGACUCCCCUCUUCUCAGCCGAAACGCGCCCUCUUCAUGGCGUUCCGGUGAGCAGACGCGUUGGUUUCUCUUUCGGCCCCGUUCCCGGGGACCGGGCAGCGAGCGUGUGCGUGGGCGGAGGAGGUGGAAAGACAUACAUGGCGGUUGGCGAUCCGUCAAGAGACUUGUCCGACGGCUCGUCCGACAUCCGUUCUUUCCCAAGACUCCCGUUACCAUCUUGUUAACCCUGCUCGCAUUCACUAUCUUUGGCGUGUCUCUCACGUUCCUCCUCAUCUACAUCCUCAACCCCGACAAGGAGCCACUACCGUGGAGAGGAUACUGCACGCUGCCACAGUACGAUGAUGGGCCUCCCUCCAUGUCGAUGAAUCCCAAGGCGUUCCUUCACACACCCAUCCCCACCAACAUCACCGCGCCGGAGUUCCCGCCCGCGGAUUUCGACACUCUAGCGCCAGCGGGCGUGUUCGUCGGAGUUUUCUCGAUGGAUACUUCUGUGGAGCGGAGGAUGCUAGUGCGGUCGACAUGGGCGAAGCAUGUGAGGAGUCGGGAGGGUGCUGGAGUGGGCGAUGGAGGCGUCGGCACGUCGCGCACGAUCGUCCGGUUUAUUUUGGGUCUUCCCCAACGGGAUUGGGACCGGAGAGUGCGACUGGAAGCCGACACGUACAAGGACAUGGUCAUUCUGCCCAUCUCGGAGAAUAUGAAUGGCGGCAAGACGCAUGCGUUCUUUUCUUGGGCGGCCAACAACUCUUGGGUACCUCCACAGUACUACGACGGUUUCGGCAAGGUCCCCGAAGGCUUUUCCUACCUCAACGAAACUGAUCCUGCCCCUUCGUUGGCGGCUCACGACCCCAAAGCUGCUUUCCAAGAUCAACAACGCCAUGCUGUCCCUCAACCUUGGGUUCGACCAGAUUUCGUGCUCAAGGCAGACGACGAUUCAUUUGUGAUGCUCGCAGAGCUCGAAGCGCGUCUGCGUGUAGACCUCUACAAGGACCCAUUGCCGACGCCUUGGGAACGUUCCGAACGGGAGAACACGCGGACAAAGGAGGCUACCCCCGCUACCUCUGCACAGUCGGCAUUGUUGGACUACACACAGCUGGCUGCGUACCUUGGUUCUUCGCCCCCUGUCCCGCAGACCCCACCUUCAAAGGACCCAUUGGUUUUCUGGGGAUAUCUCGUCAAGAAUCGCUUCAUGGCCGGGGAGUUGUAUGCCCUUAGCUUCGCUCUCGUAAGAUGGGUGGCCCAAGACCCGUUGGUCAAGACUAUGACACGGGGAGCUGAAGACAAGCAAACAUCGAAGUGGAUCCGCGCUCAUCCUUUGGCAGAUCAGGUCCGUUGGUCCAGCCAUCGCUGUUGGAUCUACGACCACCCACGAGCAGGCACGGUGUACUCACAUGGCUUCUUGUUCCCGUCUGAGGUCAAGCGUGUGCAAGAUGGCGUCGUUCGUGAUCUUGAGCGGCUUGCGCAGCACGAGACCAGAAUUGAAACCUCGACGGUGUCGGGCUACGCCGCCGCGCUAGGACAUAGCGUCGCUGCCCCUGAGCAGUGGGCGCACUCAACAGUGUCCAAGUUCCACGUUCACUAUCAGCCUCCCGUCGCGGAUCUUAACCUCGAGCAUUCCGUCGAAGCCCUUGUUGAAGGCAGUGAUAUGUCGUUGAUACAUGACGACAGCUCUUUCAUGCCGGAUACGGCGUGGAAGUACCGCGAGGGGAGGAACAAACGCUACGGUGACCGGCGGGUCGGUGGUACCGUAGUCGUCCAUUUCAUCAAGAAGAACAUGUGGUUCCUCGAGACUGCGGCCGCCCUACUACGUGGAGACGAUGUAACGGAACUCGAGCGGUCGCUGGGGCGGCUCGAUGCGUCUCAACCGAGUGAGGACGGCAUCCCAUCGGACUCGGCCGUGGAUGUGGUACGCCGGCACCAAAUUCCAUAG